AUGGCGAGCCCCGUCCGCCACGACAGCAGCCCGUCGCAGGCCUUUCCCGACGAGAAAUCGGCCGUCGGAAGCGACAACAAGGACUCCGGCUUCGACAAUCAGCAUGCCGCCACCCAGUACCAAGGCCAGGUGGCCGAACAGAACGGUCUCAAGCGCGAUUUGAAGGGAAGACAGAUCUCUAUGAUCGCGAUCGGUGGCGCGUUGGGAACGGGCCUCGUCAUCGGCACCGGCGCCGGCCUGAAGAAUGCUGGUCCCGGAUCCCUCUUCAUCGGUUUCUGCGUCAUGGGCGCCAUGUGCGCCGCGGUCAUGUCCGCUCUUGGAGAGAUGUCUACGUUUAUGCCCCAUCCUCGUGGCUUCGCCGGACACGCCACGCGCUUCGUGUCCCCCGAGUUCGGCUUCGCCACAGGAGUCAACUAUCUUCUAAAGUAUUGGGUGAUCACCGCGAACCAGGUCAACGCCUUCGCCCUUAUCGUCUCGUACUGGCGCCCAGACCUGUCCGGCGGAAUCUUCAUUGCGAUUCUAUGGGUUUUCAUCGUCGUGCUCAACACGACCGGAGUCAAGUACUUCGGCGAGUUUGAAUUCUGGCUCUCCCUCUUCAAGAUCAUCGUGAUGGUCGGUCUUCUGCUCCUCCUGCUCAUCAUCGACCUCGGAGGCAGUCCCACGGGCGACCGGAUCGGCUUCCGCAAUUGGCAGGACGGCAAGGCUUUCUCCCCGUACCCCGGAUUCGGCGAUACUUCGCUCGCGCGCUUCCUCGGCUUCUGGAGCGUCAUGGUCACUGCUCUCUUUGCCUACACCGGAAGCGAAUUAGUGGCCGUUACUGUAGGAGAGGCGUCGAACCCCCGCAAAACGGUACCUGCCGCAAUCAAGAAGACCUUCCUUCGUAUCAUUGUGUUCUACAUCGGCGGUGUUCUCCUGAUCGGCAUGGUCGUUGACAGCAAGACGCCGCUGCUGCUGACGGCGACGAAGAAGUCGACCUCUGCCGCGGCCUCGCCUUUCGUCGUCGCGAUCAACAUUGCCCAGAUCAAGGUCCUCCCCGACAUUAUCAAUGCAGCCCUUCUGCUCUUCACCGUCUCUGCGGCCAACUCUGAUCUGUACAUCGCCGCACGAACGCUCUAUGGUCUCGCGCUCGACGGCCAAGCGCCGCGCAUCUUCCGACGCGUCGACAAACGCGGUAUUCCGUACAUGGCACUCGGACUCAGCUCCCUGUUUCCGGCCCUCGCUUUCAUCAACCUAUCGAGCGGUGGUCCCAAGACAUUCAGCUACCUCGUCAACACCGUCACGAUUCUUGGUGGGACCGCAUGGCUGACGAUUUUAACAACGCACAUCUUCUUCAUGAGGGCGAUGAAGGCGCAGGGAAGGUCGCGCGACUCGCUCCCGUGGCAAGCGCCUCUCCAGCCGUACUCAACCUACGUUGCCACCUUCUUCGUUUCCCUCGUCCUGAUCACCAAGGGCUGGGCAUCGUUCACCCACGGCUUCAAAGUCAACGACUUUAUUACAAACUACAUCGGUAUCCCGGUAUUCUUCAUCUUGAUCGUCGGCUGGAAGCUCUGGCACAAGACCAAGGUUUGGAAGCCCGAGGAGGUCGACCUCGUCUCGGGCGCCAAGGAGUUCGACGAGGCCGACGAGCAGUUCUGGAAGCAGGACGAGGAGAAGCGCGCCGCCAUGUUCAAGGAGGCGUCGUUCAAGCAAAAGGUUGGCAUGUACCUGAAGGAGUGGUAA
This is a messenger RNA of Pseudozyma flocculosa PF-1, 1719 nucleotides long. RefSeq lists its product as uncharacterized. Gene Ontology annotation, cellular component: membrane. Gene Ontology annotation, molecular function: amino acid transmembrane transporter activity. Gene Ontology annotation, biological process: amino acid transmembrane transport. NCBI's taxonomy places the organism in Eukaryota, Fungi, Basidiomycota, Ustilaginomycetes, Ustilaginales, Ustilaginaceae. The record is from RefSeq and is a predicted model, not a curated record. The transcript has 4 exons. Bases 1 to 1719 code for a protein of 572 amino acids.